CUCGACCGACGUUCAGUGCAAAGCAUUUUGUUACGAGUGCUACACCAUGUUUACCACCAAGCAAAUUGUCUAUGUUCUCCUAGCAGCGUUGGUAUAUUUCCAAUUCUGCGACACGAUCUCUGCUGGAAAGGAUGAUACGGCCAAAAAUUCUACGACACCGAGCGCCGGAAACGCCACGACUGGUGCAAACACUACGACACCGAGUUCCGGAAACAGCACAACCGGUACGAAUGCCACGACCCCCAGUUCCGGAAACAGCACAGCCGGUACGAAUGGUACGACAACGAGUCCUGGAAAAAGCACAACCGGUACGAAUGGUACGACACCGAGUAGUGGAAACAGCACAACCGGUACGAAUGGUACGAUAACGACUCCUGCAAACAGCACAACCGGUUCCAAGGUUACGACGCCGAGCUCCACAGAUAAGAAAACCGGCGGUGAUACUAAAGCAGGCAGUUCCAGUUCCAGUUCCAGUUCCAGUUCCAGUGAGUCAAGCUCACAAUCAGUAGCAGAGAAAAAAUCGUAGAACCAUCCGGUUCUACAGUUGAUUUCAGGUUUCUUCGGAUUACCCUGCAUCAUAUUUUUGUAAAGUUUACUAAAAAUAUAAAUUACAGUACGCGUGCGACGAUAGAUUCGUCACAUAAAAUUAUAACUACUAAUUUUUCGAGUAUCUGGAUUACGAGAAAAAGCCCGGAUCCACCGGACGCAAAGCUUCAAAUUCGGAUCUUGGAACUAUCCGGCUAGUUCGAGUACUCGAGUAUCCCUGGGUAUCCGUACUGUCCUAACUAUCCAAACUGUUCGAUUAGUUACACCGCUUGAUUUAUCUGGAUACUUAAACUGUUCGAAUAAUAGGAAUAGUUCGGCUUUCCGCACGAGAUUCGCGUCAAGAUAGUUGAACUGCAAGUAUCCCAGCCACGUGUUAGUUAUAACUAAUGUUACAUGUAUACUUUUGAUAAUGUUUGCGAAUUCACUCAGGACUUUGUAACCAGAUAUGGAGAUAAGAGUACAAUUUGAGUACAGUAAAAUGGAAUUGCCACACGUUGUUCCUUGUGAAUUCAACAGCUAGCUUACAAUCUUAUUAAACUUUGUUGCAAAAAUA
This is a messenger RNA of Neodiprion fabricii, 1099 nucleotides long. Its product is annotated as putative protein TPRXL. The transcript is spliced from 2 exons. The coding region runs from base 47 to 526 and encodes 159 amino acids. The record is from RefSeq and is a predicted model, not a curated record. NCBI's taxonomy places the organism in Eukaryota, Metazoa, Arthropoda, Insecta, Hymenoptera, Diprionidae.